Molecule: messenger RNA, 1464 nt
Organism: Penicillium atrosanguineum
Lineage: Eukaryota; Fungi; Ascomycota; Eurotiomycetes; Eurotiales; Aspergillaceae
Product: HMG-box domain-containing protein
Exons: 3
Coding region: 1-1464 (487 amino acids)
Biological process (GO): regulation of transcription by RNA polymerase II
Cellular component (GO): nucleus
Molecular function (GO): RNA polymerase II cis-regulatory region sequence-specific DNA binding; DNA-binding transcription factor activity, RNA polymerase II-specific
Source: RefSeq, a predicted model, not a curated record
AUGGCUACAUUAAGAGAACCACCACUUUCCCCUCCCCAGUCAUCCGGUGGCGAGCUCACUCCCGAGCUCGCUGCGGAUCUCAAUCGUGUCUGCAUUCCGAUCUAUAUUCCCAACGGCAUGGAACAUGUCAAGAUGGAUGAAUUUGGCGCUGGUUCGUCAUCAAUGACCUACGCAUCUUCUCCCUCCUACUUCCAACCUCACGGCUAUCCAACUCCCAUGCCCGCCUCAACUCCUCUACAGAUGCACAUGGGCCAUACUGUUGUUCACACCCCUCCUCCUGGAGUUGAUGACCCUAUGUCCAUGAUGGGAUCUCCCCCAGUUCAUUCCCCUUCAGGCCGUCGUGCUUCUCCCCCCAAAGCAAAACUCAGCAGAACUCCUCGGGAACGCAACAAUCGUGCUCGAAGAGGAACCACCACGAAGAAUGACCCCCCCCUCAGCGCGCCGCUGAGCGAGCUGACCGCGCAUUUGACCAAUGUCCCACUCCGGGAUAUGGAUGCUUGGGUGCAUCGAUCAACGGAAAUUCGUCUGCAAGAAAAGGCCGAAAAGGGGAAAGUCGCCCGUCCUAUGAAUUCCUUCAUGCUUUACCGAUCUGCCUACGCUGAACGUAGUAAGCGGUUGCUCAGCCAGAACAACCACCAGGUCGUCUCCAGUACUGCUGGGAAAAGCUGGAAAAUGGAGCCUGCACACGUCAGGGACAAGUAUGAGGAGCUUGCACGGAUCGAGCGCGAAGCUCACUCUCGUGCCCACCCUAACUACAAGUUCAAGCCCAACAAGGGCCCACCCACAACCACUCGCAGAAGGGGCGAACUCACCCCUUCGACUUCAUCAGCGUCAGGGCCUUACGAUGAUACCCCCAGUCCUUUCACUAAUACUUGGGAGGAUGAAUACUCGAUGGUACCCCCUAUACACUGUCGAACCCAAAGCUAUGAGUACGCACUCAGCAGCCGAGCCUCCACCCCCUUCGGCUCCCCCAAUUCCUUCAUGACACACGGUGGCUACUUUGGCUCAUCAUGGAACACAAGCCACCCCGGCAUAGCAUCCGUGCAGCCCCACGCUCUGAACGUGGGAUACGCCGAGGAUGUUCAGCUCCGUCGCGGCAGCCCUAGUUCACAAGAUAUCCAAUACGGAGCCUCAAAUGGCCUUGCCGGACUUCCGGGCGGCACCCACGACGAGCUCCUCCAGCCCCAGGCAGCCCACUCACUACCUGGCCACCUCGCCGACGGUCACAUGGAUCCCCAGCUCCUUGACUACCAGAGCGAUGCCCUGCCCAUCUCGGUGCCAAGCGGCCAGGUCUAUUCCGCCUCAGACUUCCCUCCUUCCGAUUUCACUCCCUGGGAUGAAAUCCAAUCGGUCCGUUCCAGCCCGAUGCAAUAUCCCACCUCCCAUAUGACCGAUGACUACCUCCCAAGCAUGCAUCAUGAUCCCAGCCUUGGCACAUGGAUGCAUCAGCACGGAUCAUUCUAG